AUGUUGCCAUGUCGAAAACGCCUUUCGAUCUUGGAUACAGCUCAGUGUGGAACUCGAGAUUUAGUAAUCCAAUGCGGACGAGUUGGUCACAAGUUUGGUAAGCCAGUUUGCCUCGAGAUCGUCUGUCGCCUGAAGGAGCUCGAACAGAAACGACCAGUGCAGAUUACCAUAACGGGUUGGCUUUACGCGCCAACCUUCUUCGAGCAUUCAACCUCGGACAUUGAGAUUGUAACUAGCCUAACUGUGGAUCAAGGUUCAGUUCCAAAAGGUAUUCUUCGGUCUCCUGAACCCUGUGGCAGCUUUGAAAUACCACAGAUCUUCUAUUUCCCCCAAGUGAAAACCGAUCUCCUUUACCAAAUCCCCAUCUGGCCGAUUGUCGUGGGUCUAGUGCUUGGCAUCUUGCUGUUGGCCUUCCUCACUAUAAUUCUCUACCGGUUUGGCUUCUUCCGUCGCCGCAAGCACAAACUCGCCGUGUCAGGUCGAAGACGUUGGCGGGAGAACUUCAACGAGAACUCCAAUCAUCGUGGCGUCGACUCGGUGGACAAGGACGGUGAAAUCGGGGCUUUUGGGAGUGUUCGCUCUGCUGAGGAGGCCCGCAAACGUCGCCUGAAGUUACGCAAACACCCUGAAGAGGUUAGCAUCCUGCAUCCCGACGAAAUCCCCAAAGAUAACAACGAAGGUGUCGACAAUCCGACAGCUCUCCUUGAACGCUCGCAAACACCCGCAAUCACUGAAUCUGGCAGCGCCGCAGCCCCCUCCAAAUGA
Messenger RNA from Mesocestoides corti, 765 nucleotides. Lineage: Eukaryota; Metazoa; Platyhelminthes; Cestoda; Cyclophyllidea; Mesocestoididae. The record is from the annotation of a GenBank genome assembly.